AGCAAAAAAAUCCAUAUUUUUGCUUAAAAGUUCAAUCUUUCUUCUAAAGGAAAAAACCCAAGAAACCCCUUUUCUCUUUUUAGUGUAUUUUUCAUUAUCUACUUGUUUAGUUUGUAUAUUUUCAGGUGUUCUCAAGAUUACAGAUGAACCAAGAAAAAAGGUAUUUCUUGAUAGUAUCAUCAAACCUUUGUGUUUUAUGCUUCAUUUUGCAAAUAGAUAAAUGUUCUGCUGUUGAUCCACAGUUUGUAGUGUGUAAUAAAUCAGUAAAUUGUAGAUAUGGUCCAAGAAUAAGCUUUCCAUUUUAUAUUGAAGAUGUUCAAGAAUCUUACUGUGGGUACCCUGGAUUUGGGCUAAAUUGUAGUGAACAAGGGUUUCCUGUUGUACAUAUUGCUGGAAAUGAGUAUGUAGUUGAAGAUAUUAGAUAUCAAGAUCAUACUUUUCAGCUUAAAAAUUCAGUCUUUAACAGUAGUGUAAGGAAUGCAUGUGUUUCUGAUAUCAAGAAUGUGUCACUCGAUAAUCGCCCUUUUAAGUUUAUUAAGGAACCAGAAUUUUACUUGUUGUCGAAGUGUAAUGGUUCGAUAUACCAGAAUCUUUCGAAGCACAGGAUUGGUUUUGGUUGUGGUGGAGAAAAUGUGAAUGAUUGGGGUCUUGCAAUGUUUGCUAAUGAUGAGAGCUUUGACUCUGCAUUACAAGUGUGUGAAAAACAUGUAAUGGUACCAGUAGAAAUGCUUGGUGAUGAGGGAAGUAAUCGAGAUGUUGACUAUCGGGGGCUUUUGAGAAGGGGGUUUAGAUUGAAAUGGACUGCUAGUAACUGCAGUGAAUGUGCAGCAAGUAGAGGACAUUGCGGAUUUGAUGUUAUCAACUAUCAAUUCAAAUGUUACUGCACAGAUAGACCUCAUGCAUUGAGUUGCAAACCUUCCGGGAAAAAUAAUUUGCGGUUGAUUCUUGGCUCAGUUUUAGGUGGAGCUGUGUUAAUAAUCCUUGUGGUCACUUCCAUUGUUUGUUGUUACAAGAAAGAACACAGAAGUUGUUUGUACUUCACCUCGAGAAAAAAAUCUUGUGAUCGUUCCUUAACACAUGAUUUUGAUGGAAGUACUAGUUACCAUGGAGUCUCGGUCUUCUCCUAUGUCGAACUGGAAGAAGCUACAAGUAACUUCGAUUCCUCCAAUGAACUAGGAGAUGGAGGUUUCGGUGCUGUUUACUAUGGUAAACUUAAGGAUGGGAGAGAAGUUGCAGUGAAGCGACUUUACGAGCACAAUUGCAAGAGAAUGGAACAGUUUAAAAAUGAAAUUGAAAUUCUCUCUCGCCUACGGCAUCGAAAUCUUGUUACCCUUUAUGGUUGCACAUCAAAGCAUAGCCGUGAACUCCUCCUUGUUUAUGAAUACAUUCCCAAUGGAACAGUGGCAGAUCACCUGAAUGGGGAUAGAGCAAAGGACGGAUUCCUCCCAUGGCCUAUCCGCAUGAAUAUUGCUGUAGAAACUGCUUGUGCAUUGGCUUACCUCCAUGCUUCUGGCACAAUACAUCGCGAUGUAAAGACUAGCAACAUACUCCUCGACAGCAAUUGUUGUGUCAAAGUUGCAGAUUUUGGGCUUUCGAGACUUUUUCCAAAUGAUGCUACUCAUGUCUCAACUGCUCCUCAAGGGACUGCUGGAUAUGUUGAUCCAGAGUAUCAUGAAUGUUACCAGCUCACUGAUAAAAGUGAUGUUUACAGUUUCGGUGUUGUCCUUGUUGAACUUAUCUCAUCAAUGCCUGCUGUUGAUAUUACCAGGAGUCGACAUGAAAUCAAUUUGGCCAACUUAGCAAUAAACAGGAUUCAGAGAUGUGCAUUUGAUGAGCUGAUUGAUCCAUCUCUGGGAUUUAAAUCAGAUGCACAGGUUAUGAGAAUGACUACUUCAGUAGCAGAGCUAGCAUUUCAAUGCUUGCAGCUUGAAACAGACUUGAGACCAAAAAUGGAUGAAGUAUUAGAGACACUUAAACAUAUACAAGGCACCUAUACUGAUCACAUCAAAGAUGAGAAGACGAAUGACUCAAUUGUCGAUAACACAGAAUGCAAUGGUGAAAAAGUCCCUAUUUCUCCUACAUCAGAUAAAGUAGUUCUGUUAAAGAAAAUACAUUUGCCACCUUCACCUAUUUCUGUAACUGAGAGCUGGGUUAGUAGCUCUGGCAGUAGUAAUAUUAGCGGGUGAAAGUCUUACACUCUUUGCUUUCAUUUCAAUGUAAAUGUUACAAAUAUGUACUCAUUGAUAAGCUGUAAAGGAAUAAGAUGGUGAAACCUUUAUUUUUAUCUUUA
Molecule: messenger RNA, 2290 nt
Organism: Solanum lycopersicum (tomato)
Lineage: Eukaryota; Viridiplantae; Streptophyta; Magnoliopsida; Solanales; Solanaceae
Product: protein kinase superfamily protein
Biological process (GO): protein phosphorylation
Molecular function (GO): ATP binding; polysaccharide binding; protein kinase activity
Source: RefSeq, marked validated